AUGGAACACAAAGCUUGCACUGCACGAAGUGACCUGCAGCAGAUGUUAGUUGAUGAAACAGCAGUGCCCAAGGCCCUGCCAUUAUCACUCUUGGAGGACAUCACAGAUGAUUUCUCAGAUGACCGGGAGAUUGGAAGAGGUGGAUUUGCUGUCGUUUAUAAGGGAGUACUUGGCGAUAGGUCGGUUGCUGUGAAGAAGUUGUCCAAAGCUUAUAUGCAUGAAAUGGAGUUUCACAGAGAGGUUGAAUGUCUGAUGCGAGUAAAGCACAAGAAUGUAGUAAGAUUUUUGGGAUAUUGUGCUGAUAGACAAGGAAGUAUGGCAAAGUACAACGGAAAACUUGUCAUGGCAGAUGUCCACCAAAGACUACUUUGCUUCGAGUAUAUACCUAAGGGGAGUCUCGAUAAGUAUAUCAUCGAUGCCAAUCGUGAGUGGCGAACGUGCUACAAAAUAAUCAAAGGGAUUUGUGCGGGCCUGCAGUUCCUUCAUGAAAAUCAUGUCAUUCACUUGGAUUUGAAACCUGCCAAUAUACUGCUUGACGAUAGCAUGGUACCGAAAAUUACUGAUUUUGGCCUGUCUAGAUGCUUCGACGAAAAUCAAAGCCGAGAUAUUACCAAAACUAUAUUAGGAACAAUGGGAUAUUUGGCACCAGAGCUUCGCGAAGGGGGUAUAAUUGCACGCAAUGCUGACUUGUAUAGUCUUGGUGUUAUUAUCAUCGAAAUACUGACUGGGCAAAAAGGGUAUCAACCCACUGGGGAUGUACUUGAAAGUUGGAGUGAUAAGUUGGAGAGAUCGCAACGAGACACAUUAUGCGAACAAAUACGAGUAUGCUACGAGAUAGCUUUAGAGUGCAGAGACUUCAAUCCAAAGAAGAGACCAGCUAGUGCACGUGAUAUCAUUGACAGGCUUCACGAAAUGGAGAGUAUCCAGGUAUGGAAUUCUAACACUCUACUUCUAAUUCUUCAUUGUGGCUUGUGGGUGAAGGAGCUCCGCAAGAGCGCCAUUGGCAUCCUGGAGAUGGGUAUCCUCUGUGCGCGUAACCUGAUUCCCAUGAAGGCUAAGGAAGGGCAGCUCAGCGACCCUUACUGCGUCGUCAAGUACGGCGAGAAGUGGGUGCGCACAAACACGCUGCUCAACACCCUCGAGCCGCGGUGGAACGCGUUGUUCACCUGGGACGUGUUCGAUUUCAGCACGGUCGUCACCGUCGCCGUUUUCGACGACUGCCACCUCUCCUCCUCCUCCCACGGCCGGCAUGAUGCCAGGGACCAGCAGAUCGGCAAGACACGGAUCCGCGUCGCCAUGCUCGACACCGACCGCGCGUACACACACUUCUACCGGCUCAUCACACUGACACCGGCAGGCGUGAAAGUGACAGGAGAACUCCAGCUUGCCGUCCGGUUCACCUGCAUAUCCUGGCCCAAAAUGCUGGCUAUGUACGGUAAACCGCUGCUUCACAAGAUGAACCACACUAACCACAUCCCCGCGGCGCAGCAGGACUACCUCCGUUUCCAGGCGGUGCAGAUGGUGGCAAAGCAGCUGGAGCGGGCCGAGCCGCCACUGCGGAAGGAGGUGGUGGAGUACAUGCUCGACUUCGACUCAUACAUGUUCAGCCUGCGCCGGACCAAGGCCAACUUCUACAGGCUUACGUCCCUCUUUGUCGGCGUCGCCGCCAUAGGAAAGUGGUUCAACGGCAUCUGCAGUUGGAAGAACCCACUUACCACGAUCUUGGUUCACGUAGUGUUCCUGAUAUUGGUUUGCUACUCCAAGCUGAUCCUGCCGAUGGUGUUACUGUGCAUGAUCGCGAUCGCGGCGCAGAACUACCGUUGGCGGCCGUGGCACACGCCGCACAUGGACAUGAGGAUGUCACAGGCCGACUACACGCACCCGGACGAGUUGGACGAGGAGUUCGACAUGCUGCCGCCAACAUACAAGGACACGGUGUUGUCGUACCUGGAUCAGGUGCACCAAGAUGAGCUGAACACGUCCAAGAGGUCGGAUGACAUUGUGCGGAUGAGGUAUGAUCGACUGAGGGGCAUUGCCGGCAGGGUGCAGACAGCGGUCGGCAACCUGGCUACGCAGGUGGAGCGCACGCAGUUGUUGCUCCGCUGGCACGACCCCAGGUUGACGCCCGUCUUCCUCAUGCUCUUCCUAGUGGUUUCCGUCCUAUUAUACCUGACGCCGUUCCGUGUGGUGGUCGUCGUGUUCAGUCUCUACCUCCUCCGGCACCCACGGUUGCGGAGCAACAUGCCCAACCUGCUCUUCAACUUGUAUAGUCGGCUGCCCUCCAACGAUGUCACAAUGCAGCAUUUGUUCUUUGGGAACUAA
Molecule: messenger RNA, 2322 nt
Organism: Triticum dicoccoides
Lineage: Eukaryota; Viridiplantae; Streptophyta; Magnoliopsida; Poales; Poaceae
Product: FT-interacting protein 4-like
Exons: 6
Coding region: 1-2322 (773 amino acids)
Biological process (GO): protein phosphorylation
Molecular function (GO): ATP binding; protein kinase activity
Source: RefSeq, a predicted model, not a curated record